AUGGAUAUAGACGAUACCCCCAUAUUCAAAUUGGAGGAGCUUGAAGCUCAUCUCCAGGAUUUGGUAAAAUCUCCAGAUACCCCAAUCGAUACCAAGCUCUUUGAUGCCGUCGAGCUGCAACUUACAGAAUAUAACAUCUCUCCUCUGAUCCCGAAGCUACUACCUACCAUUACUCAGAUCCUCCUUACCACACAACAAGACCCUACAGUACUCGCCAGCUUAUCCGUAAAGUUAUUACAGCCCAUCACAUUUCCCCAGGCUCUCCAGUUGGCUUCCGAAGACGCUUUGAUUCUCGCACUUCGAUCCCCCAUACCUGCUGCGAAUAUUCUUGCCAUAACAAUUAUUCAAAAGGCCACCAAGAGUGCCGCAGAUGUAGCAAAUCUAUCUGGUAUGAGAGGAGUGGUUGAGAAUUAUAUCCGAACAUGGCUUAGCAGCCCUCAUGUCGGAGUUGGAGAGAAAGCUACGCAAGUGCUAGGAGAACUUUUGGAUGUCGACUCUGUUCGAGAAUUGACACAUAUCACAAACGGAGUAGGAAAUAUGGAUAUUGGUUCUCAGCGACCACCAGGACAAGGAGCGCUCUGGCGAAGAAUAUUCCAAGACGUCGAAAUCUACGAAAUACUCUUCUCGCUUUGUAGCUUGAAGACUAUCGGAAAAGGUGACGGCCAAUUGGAUGAGAAACAAAAGACACUUGCUCAAGCUCGUUUAUUGAGAAUUCUUCCUCAUUUGGUAACCGUGGGGUUUGAUUACCUCACCCGUCCAACAAUGAGCCAAGUCGAUAAGGAGUAUAUAUCGCCACAGGACGAUGGGAAACUCGGGCUACUCUACUUCGCGGCAAUGGAAAUGGUGGAUAAAGAAGACCUGCUUAUGCACAUGACGCUGACUAUUUUCUUCUUGGAAUUAUUGGAGUCACUGAGUACUGUGGAAUGGUUCUUCGGCCCGAGACAAACUUAUGUCGCUGAAAUGAUAAGGAAAGCUAUGGAGUCAGACGUGGAGUUGCGUCAAUCGAUUGAGGGUGUGACUCUAUCGCCAGAAUCAACCUCACAAACGAAAGAAUUGAUAAAUUCUUUAAAGCUACUAUCUUAG
Botrytis byssoidea is the source of this 1083-nucleotide messenger RNA. RefSeq lists its product as uncharacterized. Lineage: Eukaryota; Fungi; Ascomycota; Leotiomycetes; Helotiales; Sclerotiniaceae. Bases 1 to 1083 code for a protein of 360 amino acids. The record is from RefSeq and is a predicted model, not a curated record. The transcript has 2 exons.